AUGGCAGCAAAAUCUGAUGGUGUUGGGGUCGUUACCGGUUUCGCCCAACUGCACAACCAGGACGAAACAGGGGGGAACGGAGACGAGGAUGCUUUGGACAGCGCGGCUAUACAUAUCUGCCAUUGCUGCAACUCCUCGUCUUGUUACUGGGGCUGUCGAAGCGCCUGCCUGCACUCCCUCUUGGGGAAGGGGAAUGCAGCCAGGCGGCCGCAGCCAGAGGAGCGCCUGUGGUUGGACUGUCUGUGGAUCGUCGUGGCGUUGCUGGUGUUCUUUUUGGAUGUAUUUACGGACGUGUGUUUAGCCAUCGACUAUUAUUACAAAAGAGACUAUGUGUGGUUCGGGCUUACACUUUUCUUUGUGCUGGUUCCUUCGGUGCUGGUCCAGAUUCUAAGCUUCAGGUGGUUCGUUCAGGAUUACACUGGGGGUGGGCUCGGGGAUGUCGAAGGACUCAGCCGGACAGUAACAGCAGGACUGAGCGCAGGCAUCUAUAACAGGGACAUGUGCUGUCAGAUCUCCAUCUGGAUAUGGCAAAUAUUUGUCCACAUUCUUCAGAUGGGGCAAGUGUGGAGAUACGUCCGCACUAUGUACCUGGGUGUCCAGAGCCGGCGUCAGAUGAAACACAGGCGCCGCUUCUACUGGGCUAUGAUGUAUGAGUAUGCUGAUGUGAGCAUGCUUCGGCUGCUGGAAACCUUCUUGGAGAGCGCCCCCCAACUGGUGCUACAGCUCUGCAUUAUGAUUCAGAAGAACCGAGCAGAGACACUGCAGUGUGUGUCCUUAUUGGCAUCACUGCUCUCCUUGUCCUGGGUCUUGGCCUCCUACCAUAAGCUCCUGAGGGACUCCAGAGAUGACAAGAAGAGUAUGAGCUAUCGAGGUGCUCUCAUUCACAUAUUCUGGAGGCUCUUCACUAUCUCCUCACGGGUGCUCUCCUUCGCCCUCUUUGCUUCUAUCUUCCACAUCUACUUUGGCAUCUUCGUGGUAGUGCACUGGUGUGCCAUGGCGUUCUGGAUUGUGCAUGGCGGCACGGAUUUCUGCAUGUCCAAGUGGGAAGAGGUGCUGUUUAACAUGGUGGUGGGCAUCGUCUACAUCUUCUGCUGGUUCAACGUGAAGGAAGGCAGAACCAGGUACAGGAUGAUGAUCUAUUACUUCGUGGUGCUGGCUGAGAACACCGUGCUUACCUGCCUGUGGUACGCAUACAGGGACCCGGCCACUACAGACUCUUAUGCAGUACCAGUACUCUGUGGAGUCUACCUAAGUUUCGCCUCAGGAGUGGUCUUCAUGGGCAUCUACUAUGGAGUCCUUCACCCCAUGGGCCCUAGGAUCAGGGUACUAGCCAGCUCUUGCUGUGCUGAGCUCCUCUGGGGCCUCCCAUUACCACCCGAGGCUGAGCCAAUGGCCCCCACCCCUGGUCCCCAUGCCUCCCAGCCCAUCCCAUCCCGGGUGUCCUCGCUGGGAUAUGGCCAGCACGAUGACUCAGCAGCAGACACCUGCCUGCCUGUGUUCCAAGUGCGCUCCCCUGAGCCCACCACACCUUCAGGCCGCUACAGACCUGAGGGGCCCCUCAUCAAAAUUGACAUGCCCCGGAAGCGCUACCCAGCCUGGGAUGCUCACUUUGUGGACAGGCGCCUUAGGAGAACUAUAAAUAUCCUGCAGUUCAUUACCCCUGCGGCUGUAGGGAUUCGUUACAGGGAUGGCCCACUGCUUUAUGAGUUCCUGCAGUACGAGUCCUCCCUGUGACCACAUGCUGUCUCUUCCACCCCUUCUCUCUGACUCUCAAUCUCCUUGCUCACACCAUCCAUUCUGUCACAUGCUUUUGUUUUCUUUUUUAAUUUUUCAUAUAUUUAAAAUAUAUUUUUUGCAUUUAAUGUUUUUAACUUAAUAUCAGUGAAUAAUUUAAAUAUGUGAAACUUGAUCAUAGUGUUUUACACUUACAAACUGAGUGUGUAUUUAUUUGUACAUAAGCCUUUUCUUUUUUAAUGUUCUGUUUAAAAAUGUCAGCUACCCUUUGAAAUAAUACAUCUUCAACCAUGGUGUUUACAGUGUGAGCUAAAACUAUUACACUGGAAAAAUGGAGGUAGAUCAACCAUGUCAGCAACUCCCAUCAAUUCCUUUUUUUCUGAAGAAGCAGACCACUACCUUCCAUUGUACCUCUUGAGUUACUGUUAUAUUUAGUUGUCUUCCUCACUGUGUUUGUCAGCUUGUCAGUGUGCUGAAGGGUUCCAGUUUUGGCUGGAUCUUAGACUGACCUCUGCAGGCAAAAGCUUACAACCGUUUAGACUGAUUACUCAAUGGCAUUCAUUGUCUGACUGCCUUAAAAUAAAAGGGAAGUUGUUUCAGAAAUAUUACUCAUGGAAGAUAUACCUCAUUAACUCACUAUCGCACAGCUUUUAGUAAAAAACCUCAUAGCCCAUUUUCCACAGUAUGUUAAAUAUGUAUUAACAUUAUAUUAAAUAUUUAUGGACAGUUUAUAAGGUAAGUCCACAAUGUUCUCUGAAGUAAGUUCCUUUGUACACAGCUGAGAAAUAUAUAUGGUACUUCAAAAGAUUAUGUUUUUGCCUGUUGGGCAGUCCUUACUUGCUCAGUGAAAAGCACAGUAAAGCCCUCCCAGAGGCAGCUUUGUGUGAAUGGUCUGGUAGUUCUCCUCCAUUCUUCCUGGCUCCCUGCAAGCGUUUUCUGGCUAGAAUUCCAAGUAAUAGAUUUAUGAGGUGCAAUUGUUUGUCAGGGGUUCCAUAUGGAAUCAUGACAUGCAAUUUUUUUCAAUGUUGCAAAUUUUUUUACCUUUACUUUUAUCCAAGGUAUAUUGAACAGCUAAACUGAUAGAGAUAGAAAGUAUCUUUUGGCAGAAUAUAUCUCAAUGGUUUUCCACAGAGGAAGAGACCACAGCAGUGUUUCACAGCAGGACUUUCCUAAUUGGCUCUGCCCAAGAGGACACUUUCCCAUGGCACAGGGCUUGCUGCCAUCAUCUGAACAAUACAAGGCCAAAUCACAUCCACUACUGUAAUCUGUUGCAAUCCUCUCUGCCAUUGGUGCACCCAGCCACCUGUCAGCAACAUCUUUACCGUGGAUAGGUGCUUAGAGCAAAAUCUUUCAGCUGUUGUACCUAGGCAAGCUGUUAAUUGGUUUAUAUGGUGCUACAUUUUUACAUAAUUUGGCACUUGGUCAUAUCCUUUUGCGGUAAUAAAAUAGCUUGAAUGGUUCGGUAACACUGCUGAACUUGAUUUUAUUUGUUUGCUUGUUUCUAAUCCAGUGUGUAUAUUUGCAUUCUGUGCAUUAUCCAAGAAAAUGUUUUUCUGCCCGUUUGUCAUAAUGUAAUUUUGUACAUGUUGACGGGAAUAUGUAUCACUUAGUUCACAAACACAUUGCUGUGGAUAUGAACACAGGUCAAGGUUGGCUUGGUGCACCAUAUUUAGGAGAUCACUGCUGUCUCUAACUCCGUUGUGCCUGCAAAGACCCUAACCACAUGCCAUGCAGGUGCAUCCAAUGAGUCGAAGGGUUCUUGCCAGGGAUGGAGCCCAGGGGAACAGCCUAUAGGGGUUUAUAUUACUGGAGAGAAACCAGGUGCUAAGGUAAAUGGCUCUUUUUCCUCUCAAUAUUUAAUAAUUUUUUAAAAGAUACCUAACAUUAAUUAGAUGAAUUUUAAAAGGAUGUGAUGGGGUAAUAGAAGCUCUUGUAUGCUGAGUCUCUUGGGUUGACCCUCUCCCUGGUUGCUGCUAGCCCUUCCCUUAAGUUAGUGUAUGGCUCAGGUGGAUUCUGGUGCAGGUAUACUGGUUUUUCCUUGACUGCUGUUCUCCUUGGGUUUGCUUUGAAAUGUGUUAUAAAUUAAGCAUGUACAUUUAUAUAAUCUAGUACCUCUGCAUAUGGAGUAAAUACUGAAACUCAGUAGCUGUUGGAGGUCUGAUCAUUUCAGUUCAAGCUUUGUACAUCCACUGUAUUCUGGUUCACUGUUGUUUGCUGGAGAAUGUCCCAUCUAAACAAAUAGGCCUUGGUUAAUUUAGCCAAAAAUACAUUUAUGGAGAUAGCUGCUAGAUAUAUCUAAUGGAACAUCUACCCUCCUCCAGGUGCUAAUACACUGUGAUUAUUUUUUUCAUUACCACCAUCUCCACUUGAGAUGCUCUCACAAGGCAAAGACCUUUUCAAGUACACAAUGUUAAGUUUUUAUCUAUAAUGCUGACUCAAUUUCAGUUUAGUAAUAAUGCUACAUAGAAAACCAUAAAAGCAAAAUCCUCAGGACCUUCCUGUGCUGGCUAAGGGUCACAACUGUAUUGUAACAGCGUUUCAUCUUUAAUUCUCAGAAAAAAAAUACUCUUGACUACAGUUCUUUUUGUACUGGCCUUUAUUUUGUGUAUCGAGGCAUUAUUUUCUAAUUCUAAUUGUCAUGGGCUUCAAGGACUUCCUUGGUGUGGACAGUAAGAUGUAAUCUUAAUGAUUAAUAUCUGAUACAUUGGAAACUAGCAAAAUGUUCACUCAGUCACAUACCUUUACACAGUCAGCAAACCUAUACCGUGUUCUCUCUCUCU
Molecule: messenger RNA, 4514 nt
Organism: Electrophorus electricus (electric eel)
Lineage: Eukaryota; Metazoa; Chordata; Actinopteri; Gymnotiformes; Gymnotidae
Gene: xkr6a
Product: XK, Kell blood group complex subunit-related family, member 6a
Biological process (GO): engulfment of apoptotic cell; apoptotic process involved in development; phosphatidylserine exposure on apoptotic cell surface
Cellular component (GO): plasma membrane
Source: RefSeq, a predicted model, not a curated record